AACAAACCUGUUGUCUCAAAAUGUGUCAUGCCUUAAUAGUUUAGAGACUUUAUGUUGCUUAGGCUAUAUUGGAAAAUAGAAAAUUAGCCUUCACCCAUCUAUAGCUACUGGUUACAUGGCAAAGCUGCCAUGCCAUCCUAAUUUAUUGCAUAGCCACUCACUAUGCCCUAAAAUAGAAAGCCUACCAUGCUAUAAUUAGUGGCUUAUUGCAAACUCUCUGUGAUAGAUAAACUAAAGCAAAUACGAAGCCAGUAUACUAUUAGGCUGUGCACAUGUAAUGCAUCAGUUGUGCAUCACUCUGUUAAGUUAACUGUUAUAUAUUAUAUAACCUAAUUCAUACUUCCAAAAUGCAUUCUUGUACACAUAGUUUAUAGGCAAAAUAUUGAUCGAAUAACUCUGAUCUAUGGGCACUCUAUUUGAGAAAAGUAGAAAUUACUGUUACAGAUGGAACUUCAAACAUAGCUGUAAAUAUGGCUACUCAAAGUGGCAAUUCAUAUUUCCACUAAUUGCAUUUCGUGUAGACAAUGUGGCCCAACUGUGGGCAAAAUUGAGACAAGCGGAAAAAAUAGAAAAUAGAAAAAAAUAGAAAUAGAAAAAUAGAGUUUUCAUAGAAAACUACAACUACCAUACUUCCUUAUUCUCUACUGGUGGUGCGCUGGUACUUUGCAUUUUGUCAUGAUGUGCUGGGAGGCGCAUUGGAAUAGGGCGUAGGAGCUUCUCCUCCAUUCAUUUGUUGAGAAAAGGCACGCACACACCUCAAAGAGAAAACUCAAUCGACAAUAUGUGGGUGGAGUGCAAGCUUUUCUGAUGUUAGGGCACAGAGAAAAUAGCUACACGCGCACAAUUUAGGCUGCAUAAAACACCAACAAUCGCGUUAGGCUGGUGCUUUCCCUUUAAAAAGUCUUUGGAGAGCAACUUUUCGCAAGAGUCACUUCGACCGUUAUUUGCAGUAGGGUGCAAAGCUGCUCUGAGAAAUGGCUAGAAUAUUCCGUGCCGUUAUCAUGGGCCCUCCCGGCUCAGGAAAAGGCACCAUCUCCGAGAGAAUUGCGCGCACUUUUGGUCUACAACAUCUGUCCAGCGGUGACUUUUUACGAGAGAACAUUGAUGCUAGAACUGAGGCUGGCAAGCUGGCUAAGACCUACAUUAAGAAGGGCCUCCUGGUACCGGAUCAUGUGAUGACACGGCUUCUGCUACCUAGACUAGAGGAGAUAGCCAGACACAGCUGGCUGUUGGAUGGCUUCCCCAGGACUCUGGCUCAGGCUCAGGUCUUGAACAGUGCCUGUGACCUGGACGUGGUCAUCAGUCUGAACGUCCCAUUUGAGACUCUGAAGGAGAGACUGAGACAUCGCUGGAUACACCCGGCCAGUGGCCGAGUUUACAACCUGGUAUUCAACCCUCCUCGUGUAAAGGGUGUGGAUGACAUCACUGGCGAGCCUUUAAUUCAACAUGAAGAUGACAAAGCAGAGGCUUUGGUGGCCAGACUACGGCACUACAAAGAUGUGGCCAAGCCCGUUAUAGAUCUGUACAAGUCCAAAGGCAUCCUGCACACGUUCUCAGACACAGACACGGACCAUAUCUGGCCUCACAUCAGCUCCAUGCUCAGUGUCAAGAUUACAGCACCCACACCCAGUGCUCAGUCCACUCCAACACACUAAGGAAGAGACACGCCAGAGUGGUGUGACAGAGUGGAGUGACAGAGAGGGGAGUUUCCCUAUGCAGUUCCUUGAAUGAACACCAGUGUCAGGAUUCCAUGAUUCCAGACUAAUCCUUGAUAUUGUCAUUCGGUGUUCUCAUAUGAUGGCUGUUUGGAUUGGCUAGUUGUUUUCCUCAUCACUCACUCCCCCCCGCCCCCCUCCCCUCUCUCUCUCUCGCUCGCCUCACACACACCAACACACACGCACAUAAACACCCACACAAACACGCACAUAAACACACACUCCCCAGCUGUAAAUCAGCCCUCUUGGAUGUUAAUUCAGGGUGUUUCUAUAUGAAAUGUAAACAGGUGGCUAUUCUGUCUAUUCUGGUUUAUGUUAGUGAAGGCAAAUGAUUCAAAUGAUUCACAAGUAGCGAAACCCAUAGAUGAGACACACACGAGAAAUGAGAUGUGCUUAAACACACGAGUCACAUAUUAAGUACGACGGUGUGGAAAGGCUACUCAGAGAGUAUUUUUUAUUGUUUUUUAAGUUCCGCUUAAGAUGUUCGGACAAAAAAAUUCAUCUGUCAUUACCGAAUCAGCGGAUAUGAGGGUUCCACUGUACUAAGAGCCUUUUUCACGAUUUCCUUUUUUUAAUGAUCUUUUGGUAUUUACUUCCAACAGUGAUUUUGGUGCUUUUUUAAAUGAAAUGGAGCGGAUGUUUUAUAAUUGAAUAAAUGAUAAAAGAAUCCCAUA
Messenger RNA from Clupea harengus (Atlantic herring), 2389 nucleotides. It is a transcript of the gene ak4, whose product is annotated as adenylate kinase 4. Gene Ontology annotation, biological process: nucleobase-containing compound metabolic process. Gene Ontology annotation, molecular function: AMP kinase activity; ATP binding. Gene Ontology annotation, cellular component: mitochondrion. The record is from RefSeq and is a predicted model, not a curated record. Bases 975 to 1655 code for a protein of 226 amino acids. NCBI's taxonomy places the organism in Eukaryota, Metazoa, Chordata, Actinopteri, Clupeiformes, Clupeidae. The transcript is spliced from 6 exons.